CAACAGACCUGAUUACUCUGGGUUUCCCAGGUGCGAUAAAAACACGUAGAUUAGAUACGGCUGCGUGGUAAGAGAGACGGGUGUAAUGGUUUUCUACGGCUACACCUAUUCUUUACACGUAAUGGUACAACCCAAGGCCGAACCCACAGUCCAGUUAAUCACCGUAAAGAAUGAAAAGUCGCUCUCGGCGUGGGGAAGCGUCAAAGAAACGGAGAAGUACGAUGCAACAAACAGCAUGUUCUGAUAAAAUCCUUCAGCGUUAAAUGAACGAAUGCGCGGUUUGUAAAGUGAUGGACAGAGUGAGCUGACGGUGUGUGUGUGUGUGUGUGUGUGUGUGUGUGUGUGAGCUGAAACCGGCAUCCUGAGCGGAAACACUGCGCAAGCUACAUCUUCUCCAGGGUGUGGAGGUGGCUGUGCGACACCGCGAUGUUGCUCUCUCUCUUCCCGUGCCUGCUUUGUCUUUCGGGUCUGUCGACCUUCCUCACUGCACAGGAGCUCAAAACCACAAGAUGGCCGCUUUACUCUCAGAAGCCUCUCCUGCUGGUGUGGAACGCGCCGACGGAGGACUGCCUCCCGCGGCACAGAGUCAGUUUCCCGUUCGAUCUCUUCCAGAUUGUGGCCUACCCCACAGAAGGCUUUGUGCGCCAGAACCUCACCAUCUUCUACAAAGAUCGUUUAGGACUCUAUCCUUAUUACAAACCCGACGGCACUCCCGUGAACGGAGGCCUGCCGCAGCUCGCCAGCCUGACCGAGCACUUAGAAAGAAUUCCCAAAGAACUCAAGAAAUUCAUCAAUGAGCCCACGGCUAAAGGGCUGGCCGUGUUCGACUGGGAGGAAUGGAGGCCGCUCUGGAUCCGCAACUGGGAUGCCAAAAACAUUUACCGGGAGAAAUCCAGGAAGCUCAUACAGGAAAAGAAUCCCAACUGGACAGCAGAACGGGUCAACAAAGUGGCCGAGCAGGAUUUUGAGCUCUCUGCGCGAAAGUUCAUGCUGCAGACGCUGCGCACAGCGAAAACCCACCGCCCCAAUCAGCUCUGGGGUUUUUACCUCUUCCCUGACUGCUAUAAUCACAACUACCUCACGGACAGCGACCUGAAGAACUACACUGGUCAGUGCCCAGAACGGGAGGUGAAGCGCAACAACGAGCUGAAGUGGCUGUGGAUCGAGAGCACUGCACUCUUUCCGUCCAUAUACUUGGGCCCCGCGCUGAAGGACAAAGCCAUCGGCCGGCAGUUCGUCAGGAACCGCGUCAAAGAGGGCAUGAGGCUGGCGUCCACCGGGAACGAAACCGCACGACCCGUCUUCAUCUACACACGACCCACCUACACUAACGAGCUCACGCUGCUGACUGAGAUGGAUCUGAUCUCCACUAUAGGUGAAAGUGUGUCUCUGGGAGCCGCGGGUGUGAUCCUGUGGGGUGACUCCUCCUACGCCGGCAGUAGUGCGAGCUGCUCCAGCCUGAGUGAGUACCUCCGCUCCGGCGCUCUCGGCCGCUACCUGCUCAACGUGUCCUCUGCAGCCGAGCAAUGCAGCGCGCAGCUGUGUGGAUGGCGAGGACGCUGCCUGCGCAGACUCCCUGACACGGACACCUACCUGCACCUGAGCACUCGCACGCACACGCUGGAGCUGCGCCAGGGUCGGCUCGCCGUGCGCGGGAAAAUGGACCAGGAGGAGCUGGCCAUGCUGAGCAAGGACUUCCAGUGUCAGUGCUACACCGGCUACACGGGUACGAUGUGCUCACAGAAAUCAUCCAGAAACAGAGCAGGUGUCAGCCUGCAGGGGGCGCUGGUGCUAAUGCUGAUCCUUACAGUGACCACAAACUGGCUGCUGUGCUAAUGCUAACACCGGAACAGAGGAACGAGGUGGACAAGAGAGAAGUGGUGCAGCUGAAUUAAAGAGACUCCGUCUCUGCUGCUUUGCAGUGAGGGUUUAGGUUAGUGCUGCCCCCUGCAGCACACCUCCAUGAACUACACCAGGACAUGUGACAGAGGCGUGACGUUUCCCAUGCCUUUUCCUCAAACACAGAGCCAGAGCCGAGCCCUAACCUACGCUUCCACAGGUCUGAGUGAACAACAGAGGUUGUUAUUAUGACAGAUGUAGCUGCUCAGAGAAAGCUUUGUUUGCAUUUGAACUCGUUACGCAACAGAAACAUGUCUCUACCUUCAGUCAGUGGAGUCUGGAGUGUGUGGUGUGGUGUGGUGUAGUGUGGCAUGAUUUUACACUCAUUUACAACACAUCAGCAGAUCACCAGGCCACAGAGAAAUUCACUCCUGAUUCCUUAGAGUGUAAUUAUAAACCAUUAUAAACACACAGAGUAGGAUUAUAAACCAUUAUAAACACACAGAGUGGGAUUAUAAAUCAUUAUCAACACAGAGUGGGAUUAUAAACCAUUAUAAACACACAGAGUGGGAUUAUAAAUCAUUAUCAACACAGAGUGGGAUUAUAAACCAUUAUAAACACACAGAGUGGGAUUAUGAAUCAUUAUGAACACACAGAGUGGGAUUAUGAAUCAUUAUGAACACACAGAGUGGGAUUAUAAACCGUUACAAACACAGAGAGCGGGAUUAUAAAUGAUUAUAAACACCAGUGUAAGCAGCCACUGAUCUCCAGGGUUAUAUUGAUGGGAGUAAAACUGCAGUAUUUUCUGAUCAGCCAGCUGUAAUGAGGCUGUAGACAUGAGCAGCUGUGAGUGACGUAGAGAGUUUAUAAAACACUCACACACACACUCACACACACUUCCUGUAACCGUCUCAGAAUCGUCCCGUCCUCGGCUGUGGGAUGGGGGGUGUGUCCCUGCAGUGUAACACACCGUGCGCUUCACACCUGUCUGUGUAUUACCAUGUCUUUAUCACACACAGUGUACUUAAAACACAGAUUAAAGAAAACGACGUGAUGUUCACUCAGAGCCUGUGUCUGAUCUAAUGUGGGAUCUCUACUGGAUGAUGUCACAACACUUCACAGAGUGACCUCGUCCACUUCGUCCCCUCUCGUCCACCUUGUCCGGCUUCAUCCUGCGGUCCAGACUGGAAGAGAUUAAAGUGCCAUUUCUUUUUAAAGGUUUUUUAUUUGUGUGUGUGUGUGUGUGUGUGUCUGAUACAAAGAACUGGACUGGAACUGGACUACAUGACACACAUUUUUUGCCUUUUAUCACAUGCUGUGAUCUUCACUGCCGAGUCACACCAGGCGUGUGUGUGUUUGUGGGGGUGGGGGUCUGAGGAGAUAUACUGCCAUUAGCCUGGUGCUAGCAUAACCUGAACAAUAAGUGCCGUUAGUGCGCCCUGUGUUGCGUCUGAGCGACUGACCAGCUGUCUGGAAAACAUGUGACUCUCACCAGAGCCUUCACUUUUUUUGCUUUAAUGUUAAAACCAAAUCCUGCUUCCUGUUUUUUUGUUUUGUUUUCUAAACUGGAGAUGUUCAAUACAGUGGAUUAUUGUCACUGAUGAACAUGUUUUAUAUGUUGCUGCAAAUCCAGAUAAUUGUAACUCCAUGUUUUGUAUUAUUUUACAAUAAAUCUGUGAUCUGAG
Hemibagrus wyckioides is the source of this 3524-nucleotide messenger RNA. It is a transcript of the gene hyal2b, whose product is annotated as hyaluronidase 2b. Gene Ontology annotation, biological process: carbohydrate metabolic process; hyaluronan catabolic process. The transcript has 4 exons. Lineage: Eukaryota; Metazoa; Chordata; Actinopteri; Siluriformes; Bagridae. The record is from RefSeq and is a predicted model, not a curated record. Gene Ontology annotation, molecular function: hyalurononglucosaminidase activity; hyaluronoglucuronidase activity. The coding region runs from base 427 to 1836 and encodes 469 amino acids.